CUGAACGGGUUGAAUCUGCUGUUCAGGGCCUGAGAGAAGAAUUUGGGGAGCAGCAUGUGUGGGGUACUAAAUGUGAUGUUAAAGACGGACAGGAUGUGAAGGAUUUAGUUGCAUUUGCACAAGGAGAACUGAAAUACAUUGACAUAUGGAUUAAUAACGCAGGAUCAAAUGCAUAUAGCUAUAAACCACUGGCAGAAGCUUCAGAUGAAGAUCUUAUUGAAGUUGUAACUACAAACACCCUUGGUUUGAUGAUAUGUUGCCGAGAGGCAAUAAAGAUGAUGUUAAACCAGCAUCGAGGGGGUCAUAUUUUCAACAUUGAUGGGGCUGGUUCAGAUGGAAGACCAACACCUAGAGGCAGGGAAAUACUCAAAGGUGUCAAUUAUGCAUCUGGCCGUGCGGGAAUUCGCAACGAAACUGGACAAACCCAGGUACGGUGGCAUGCAUGUUAUAAGUAGAGACAAUUGUAAUACUGUUGAGCAGAAACUUCACCAAAAUCUCCUCAAUUUUCAUGCGUUUUGAGAUGGGUCUACUCCCAUCUCUUUCUUGGUCUAUUAUAAACUAGUUGACAGGCCUUGUGAUUUAGCAGUUAAUAUGUACCUUGGUAUAUAAUUGAAAAGCUUAAGUAAUUUUAUAUUUUGGAUUGUGUAUUACCAUGGCAAUCAAAUCUUUAGCCAAAGUCAUGUAACCUUUGCCAUAGAAACUUCUGUCUGCCUACCCCUGUCAAAUGUAGAAUAGUAUUUAAGUAAUAAAUCAUGAUAAAUUACUCAUUUUCACUUUUAAUUGUCGGUUCUAAGUGGUGGUGUGUGUAAUGUAGGUUAUGGAUAUUAUUUUUAAAGAUACAGAUAAAACUUGGCUUGUAAAAUUAUUUUUUUCAUCAAAUUACAAACUGAUAAGAUUGUAUUGAAGUUACAAAUACUUUUAUUACCUCCUCCUUUCAUGCUUCUAUGUUGCUUAAAAUUGACUGAAUCUUGAUUGCUGAUUGACUAAGAUUAAAUAGAAAGUUGCACUCUUCUACUCC
Molecule: messenger RNA, 1018 nt
Organism: Corylus avellana
Lineage: Eukaryota; Viridiplantae; Streptophyta; Magnoliopsida; Fagales; Betulaceae
Source: RefSeq, a predicted model, not a curated record